Cladophialophora carrionii CBS 160.54 is the source of this 2628-nucleotide messenger RNA. RefSeq lists its product as uncharacterized. Lineage: Eukaryota; Fungi; Ascomycota; Eurotiomycetes; Chaetothyriales; Herpotrichiellaceae. The transcript has a single exon. The record is from RefSeq and is a predicted model, not a curated record. Gene Ontology annotation, cellular component: Golgi membrane; endoplasmic reticulum. The coding region runs from base 1 to 2628 and encodes 875 amino acids. Gene Ontology annotation, biological process: N-glycan processing; carbohydrate metabolic process. Gene Ontology annotation, molecular function: mannosyl-oligosaccharide 1,2-alpha-mannosidase activity; calcium ion binding.
AUGAUGCGCCUCCGCCGCUACCGGUUGUUUCUGGUGGUGGCGCUCUGCGCGGUUGUCCUGGUGUACCACCUGACUAGGACAGAUGCCUGGGAUAGCUCAUCCUUCGAGGCUCUUGUGGGAUUGGGAUCACAUCACGCUGGGAAACUGACUGCAGAUUUACCGACGCAACCUUUUGGUGUCCCAGUGCCUCCCCGAGAAGAGCCUGCGGAUCAGCCAGUCCAGCCGCCGCAUCCUGCCCUACCACCCAACGACGUUCGGGGCUCUGCUCCUUCGCCUUCGCCUGCUCGAGAUACCGCCUCGCCCUCUACGUACGUGCAGGAUCCAGCGCGGGCUGUCUCUGAGGAAGAGUUGCUCACAACGCAAACGGGUCUCGAUGAACUCGGUUCACAUGAUGCAGGUCAGGCCAGGGUCAGGCCGCAGCCUCCGGAAGAGGAAACAGUGCACUGGGAGCAACAACAGGAGCAUUUUCCGAUCCCGUCGCAUAGCUUGAUACUCUUGCCAACGGGCGAGCCGAAAGCGCUACCCCGGGUACAGUACGACUUUGCGAAGGAGACGUCUACAACGAAGCGGGAUCGGACACGGAAGCAGACGGUCAUCCGUGAGGCUUUCAAGCAUGCUUGGUUCGGCUACAAGAACUAUUCACUCCCGCACGAUGAGCUCAAGCCCCUCUCCAAGGACGUGGGUGAUCCGUUCAAUGGGUGGGGAGCCACUCUGGUGGACUCGCUCGACUCUCUGUGGAUCAUGGGGCUUUACGACGAGUUUGCAGAGGCUGUGGAGGAAGUGAGCAAAAUCGAUUUCAAGACCUCGGCGCGCAAGGACAUUCCCCUCUUUGAGACGGUGAUUCGUUAUCUCGGCGGACUGAUCGCAGCAUACGACCUGAGCUCUGGGAGGUACCCAGCCCUGCUGGACAAGGCUGUCGAUCUGGCAGACAUCCUGAUGGGCGCCUUUGACACCCCGAAUCGAAUGCCCGCCGUCUUCUACAAGUGGGCUCCAUCCUAUGCGUCGCAACCGCAUCGGGCCAGUCCGCACUCGGUCCUGGCCGAGAUAGGCUCCCUUUCGGUGGAGUUCACUCGCUUGGCGCAGAUUACGAGGGAACCGAAGUACUACGAUGCAGUCGCACGCGUUACCAAUGCUCUCGAGGAUUGGCAGAUGAAGACGUCUUAUCCGGGUCUUUGGCCGCUGAGACUGGAUGCGUCCGGCUGCAAAAGGCCUCAAAAGCCCGAAGACGGCGAGCUCGUCUCCGACUCAGCAGCUGUGGUAAUGCCGGAGUCUGUUGCUCCUGAAGAGUUGAUCCGGGAAAAUGAUGACUCGUCUUCGGAAAACUUCCCUGCGGCGGAGUUCCGACCCUCCCGCGAAGAUCACGGCGUGAGCCGGUUAAACAAGAGACAGCAGCUGUCCUCUUCGCCACCGCGGGAACAACCUUUGCAGAACAAGGCAGGGGAGACCGGGAAGAAACCUGCGGUCAAACCGCAAUGGACCGAGGACGAGUUUGACGACGUCGAUUGUGAGCCCCAAGGAUUAAGCACCGAGCCGCAGGCGAAGACCCAUACCUAUGGCAUUGGCUCAAUGGCCGACUCGACUUACGAAUACUUUCCGAAGGAAUAUGCACUGCUCGGCGGGCUUAAUCCUCAAUACAGGACCAUGUACCUCGACUCGAUGAAGGUUGUCCGGGAGGAACUGCUAUUUCGGCCCAUGACGAAGCAGAACCAUGACAUACUCUUUUUGGCAAAGAAGAACAUCUCGCCCGGGCACAAGGAUCCGAAGAAGAGAAAGGAGACCUUCUACGAGGGCACGCAUCUCGGCUGCUAUGCCGGAGGCAUGUUUGCGCUUGGCUCUCGGUUGUUCGAUUUGCCGUCUGACAUCGCUAUCGCGGAAAGGCUUACUGACGGAUGCGUUUGGGCGUAUGGGUCUACGCCUGCAGGUGUCAUGCCAGAGGAGUUCGAGCUUGUGCCUUGCGAUAGUCGCACUUCCUGUCGUUGGGACGAAGCCAAAUGGCAUGAGGCCCUAGACCCACGGCGUGAGGAGAGAAUGCAAGCGGCGGAGACAUACAAUGCCAUGCAGCAGAGGCUAUACAAGGAGACUCUGGCUGACGUCGAUGUGGUUGACGAAGAAGAGCAGGCUGUCCCUUAUUCUGUCCUGACGGGCCGCCGUUUGAAGAGGCGAGACAGCCUCACGGAUAUGGAAGAAGACUCCGCAACACACCCACGCGUGGCAGAUGAUGCCGACACUGGCACGAACAGUCUGAAGCCAGGCCUCUUCGUGCCCACGGUCCCCUUGUCUCACGAAAAGUACGUAGCGGCCAAGAUUCAAGAGCAGCGAUUACCACCUGGAUAUACCAAGAUCCAGGCGAGAGAUUACCGACUCCGCCCUGAAGCCAUCGAGUCGGUGUUCAUCAUGUACCGACUCACCGGCGACGAGACGUGGCGAGACAAAGGCUGGGCCAUGUUCGAGGCAGUCGACAGGGCCACCAAGACGGAGAUUGCCAAUGCUGGCAUCAAGGACGUGACCAGCCUCCUCCAAGAGCAGCAAGACACAAUGGAGUCGUUCUGGCUCGCCGAGACGUUGAAGUAUUAUUAUCUGCUUUUUAGCGAGCCGGACUUGAUCAAUUUGGAUGAUUAUGUUUUGUAA